GGACAUUGAACAUGAUCUUGGUCUCCAACCUCCAUAUUAACUCACAAGAACUGCCUUCGUAACUCUCUAAAUAAUCCUUACUAUUCCCCGAAUUAAAGCUGUAGUGACACUAUGAUAACUCUUGCGGACGAGGGCUUUACUGAGUGCGAUGCUGGUAACAUGCGGAACGCACAAGACCUUCUAUUGAACAUAAAGUCGAUUCGAGAAAGAGAAGACCUCGUGUAUGCCUUGCUACAUUCUCUUCCAAAGUCAAGUCUUGCCAGCAUCCAACGCAAUAUUGAGCCCAUGCUGCAGCUGGACGUUGUCGGAUUGCUUCCUGAUGAAGUCGCUCUUCUUGUUUACUCGUUUCUGCCAUGGCAAUCUCUGUUGUCAUGCGCGCUAGUCAAUCGACGAUGGCGUACACUGGCCAACGAUACCACUUUGUGGCGCGACCUCUGUGCUGAACGAGAAUGGGAAUGGCGACCUCAGCAGAAGCAACACGACGUAUUCUCUUCUUCGCCUGACCUCUCUAUCAACUCGGACGAUGAAGGUAUGGGCGACGAUGAAGAAGAAGACGUUGAAUACAUGCUCCAAGAUGAUUCGGGCUUUGCUUCCAUGGCCAUCGAGUCGUCCUCGAGUAUGCUGUGCACCGAGACACCGUCUAUACCUCUUUCACCUAUUUACAGGGACACUAGGCCUUUCAUCCACCUAUCAGGUUCUAACCUUUACGGCUCGACAUCCUCGCAUAUCUCGAAACCAGACUACAAGCUUCUAUUCUUGACGCACAUCCGCUUGCAGAACCGUAUGCGUUCUUCCUCUUAUCGAUUGUCUAGUCUCAAUACUCGUGGAUCACUCAACCCGCAUACAAACACUAUCUACUGUUUACAGCUUUACACCUACCCAGAUACAGGGAAACAAGUCCUAUUUACAGGUUCCAAGGACCGAACUGUUCGGGAAUGGGAUCUCGAAACCAAUACUGUUAGUCGUGUCAUCGAGGGUGUACACGAAGGCAGUGUACUCAGUAUCUGUGUCUACAAUGGUCUUCUGGCUAGCGGCGGAAGCGACCAAACAGUUGCUAUCUGGGACCUUGCGCGAAACGAGCUUGUUAGGGUCAUCCAGGAUCAUACAGAUAGUGUGUUAUGCGUUCGGUUUGAUGACCACAGGCUUGUAUCCUGUUCGAAAGAUCGUACUCUACGAUCGUACUCCUUACCCAGCUUCCAGUUCCAGUACGCCAUUGACGACCAUCGUGCGGCCGUCAAUGCUGUCUCGAUAUCACCAGAACACAUUGUCUCUGCAUCUGGAGACCGUUCGAUGAAGUUGUGGAAUGCAACAAACGGCACUUUGAUACGCACCUUCGAUAGUCAUCAUGGCCGAGGAAUCGCGUCCAUCGAUUUUAAACCUCCCUACAUACUCUCAGGCUCCUCCGAUAAACACCUUAGACUGCUUGACACCAACAGCUUGCAAGGCUGGUCUACUUCACCAGAUUUUGACCCUCAGACUGGCAAUGUGUCGGAGGGCGUCUGCGAAACAUGCGGGAACGCUACCAAUGCUGCGACAACUGCGGCAAAUCGGAAUCGCCUGCGUGCACACGGGGAUCUCGUGAGGAGCGUGGCUCUGAACGCGGAUUUCGCGGUUAGUGGGAGUUAUGAUACGACAGUGAAGAUUUGGGAUCGCAAGACUGGUGCGCUGGUCGCAGAUUUGUCAGGUGGUCAUGUCAGUAGAGUGUUCUGUGUGGCGAUAGAUAGUACAAAGGUUGUAUCUUGUGGUGAAGACCAGAGAAUUUGCAUUUGGGACUUUUCACAUGGCAUCGAUACCUCGUUUAUCAGUUCGAGUCAUACAUUCGUUCAUUUUGCCGAAACAUGGGUUGUGGACUGCUAGAUCUCCGAUUACAAUGCAUUGGCAUGUGGACUCGCGUAGAACAACGGGUUUCCCUGCUUUCACAGCUUAAUCUUUCUUCGAUGUUGCCGAGGUUUCUGUUGUUCUUUGACCUUCGUGGUCACAUCUCCCUUCUUUAUAGCCAGUUGUACCCUCAUCCUCUGCCCAAAAGGUGAAUAUGUCGCAACUCCC
This is a messenger RNA of Somion occarium, 2046 nucleotides long. Lineage: Eukaryota; Fungi; Basidiomycota; Agaricomycetes; Polyporales; Cerrenaceae. The record is from the annotation of a GenBank genome assembly.